This is a messenger RNA of Populus trichocarpa (black cottonwood), 1746 nucleotides long. RefSeq lists its product as uncharacterized. The coding region runs from base 559 to 1446 and encodes 295 amino acids. The record is from RefSeq and is a predicted model, not a curated record. Gene Ontology annotation, biological process: microtubule cytoskeleton organization. Gene Ontology annotation, molecular function: microtubule binding. The transcript is spliced from 5 exons. Gene Ontology annotation, cellular component: cytoplasmic microtubule. NCBI's taxonomy places the organism in Eukaryota, Viridiplantae, Streptophyta, Magnoliopsida, Malpighiales, Salicaceae.
AUCAUUUAUGACAUCAGCAUAUCAAAAUUAUUUGAAAACACCAAAAAAUAUUAAUUUGAAGCAAAUAAAAAAAAUAUUUUUUUCAAAAACACUUUUAAAACACAAAAACACACAAACCCUAAUCUCAAAUCUACACAUCAUUGGGUUGACCCGUAGGGUCGGUUUUAUAACAAUAGUAGCACCUGCCCAUGAAAAUUAUUAAUCAUUAUUUAUUCUUAUCAAUUGCCCCAAUUUUCAAAUCGUUAACCGUACUGCAACGGCAAGAUUCCUUGGUCAAGCAAAACAGCGACCGUAAAGACCUAGCACAAACAUCACCAAUCAUAGAGAAUCCUAUCCCACUGCAGAAAAUGUGACCGUUACACCAAAGAAAAAGCCCAACGGCUCUUUUCAACUUUGCCUAAAAAAUUUAAAAUUUUGAAAAGAACAGAAAGGAGAUGCGCACAAAUGCUCCUUUAUUGCAUUCCCAAUCUCACAAAUAAAUAACCCUUAGGCCCUAUGAAUUAAUCGAAAUCAUAUUGUCUCUCCUUCCUCAUUUAUUUUGCCCUUUCUUUUAAAAAAAUGGCACUGAGACCCAUUGAUAAUUCACUUCCAAUAGCACCAGAGAGACCCAAAAAACAUGUGAAAGUAGUUUCUGUUCCAAUUCAAAAACAAUCAGAGGUUGGUGUAAAUGAUGAAAACAAGGCUCCUUUGCCGGAUUCCACUAUUGAUUAUAUCUCUUCUGAUGAUCUCAAACCCAUUUCUGAUCCUGAAUCCAAGAUCCAAGGUUUGAUUGAAAGGUUAGAUUCAAAGGAUUGGACUAAAGUUUGUGAGUCACUGAAUAAUGCUAGGCGUUUUGCACUGUAUCAUUCCUCCCUCCUGUUACCAUUCUUGGAAAAGGUAAUGUCAGUGGUGGUAAAAGCUAUGAAGAACCCGAGAAGUGCUUUGAUCAAGACCUCUAUUAUGGCUUCAUCUGAUAUUUUUUAUGCCUUUGGUGACCAAUUACUUGACUCUACUAGCGAUGCAUUUGAUAGUUUGCUAUUGCAGCUGCUGCUUAAAGCUUCUCAAGACAAAAAGUUUGUGUGUGAAGAAGCUGAUAGGGCUUUGAAUGCAUUGGUGAAAUCCAUGACUCCUCUGCCUUUGCUUAAUAAGCUUAAGCUAUAUGUUAGCCAUGUCAACCUUAGAAUCAGGGCCAAAGCUGCUAUAUCCAUCUCCAACUUUGUGUCUAAGAUGGAGUUGGAAGGAAUGAAUGAGUUUGGUUUGGUUUCUUUGGUUCAAGUGGCUGCAGAUCUGUUGAAUGAUAGGCUGCCAGAGGCAAGAGAGGCGGCAAGGAGAACUGUGAUUUCUAUAUAUGAAGCAUAUACAGGAAAUGAAGAGCAGAAGCAGGAGGAAUGGCAAAACUUUUGCCAAUCCAGUUUGCCACCUAUUCAUGCCCAGUCUAUUGUCAAAAUUACAUCUAGUUCUCGUUAGAUUUUAUGUUUGUCAAAGAACCAUCUCAACCCAAUAGCUUAAGCUGUUAGGUAAGGUUCAAGGAUAUGAUUUAUAUUAGGUUCAAGGAUAUGAUUUAUAUUAUUCUCUAACAAUGUUAAACUAUAUCAGCAAGGGUGUUAGAACUAGGAUUGUUUUAACUAAUCAGAACUUCAAUUGCAUGCAUGUAUAUUUACAUGAUUCGAAGAUUACUGUUCAGGUGAUGUGGUUGCUGUUGAUCUUCCCUCAUUUGCUUUUUUUACAUGGUAUUUAUACAAAGCUGACUCAAUUCCCCAUUCAAAA